Molecule: messenger RNA, 3030 nt
Organism: Ochotona curzoniae (black-lipped pika)
Lineage: Eukaryota; Metazoa; Chordata; Mammalia; Lagomorpha; Ochotonidae
Gene: CCDC80
Product: coiled-coil domain containing 80
Exons: 7
Coding region: 1-2877 (958 amino acids)
Source: RefSeq, a predicted model, not a curated record
AUGACGUGGAGAAUGGGACCCCGUUUCACCAUGCUGCUGGCGAUGUGGCUGGUGUGUGGAUCAGAGCCCCACCCCCACACCACACACCGAGGCAGCCCCGGAGGGCGGAAGGGGCCCUUGGUCUCUCCGGUCAGCAGCAGGCCAGCUCGGUUUCUGAGGCACGUGGGGAGGUCUCAUGGAACUGAGAGAGCCUCUCUGGAAGAGACAAACCUGCGGCCUCUGCAAAGCAGGAGGAGCGUGCCCGUGUUGAGACUAGCCCGCCCCAGGGCAUUGCCAGCUCCCGAGGGCAGCCCCGUGGCCCCGGUGAGACCCGAGCUGGAACCAGCGGCCAGGAGCUCUUCCCGUGACAUGGUCCGGGAUGAGGGGUCCUCUACUCGGUCAAGGAUGCUACGCGUCCCCUCUGGGUCCGGCUCGCCCAACAUCCUGGCCAGCUUUGCGGGCAAGAGCCGGGUGUGGGUUAUCUCGGCGCCCCACGCCUCAGAAGGCUACUACCGCCUCAUGAUGAGCCUGCUGAAGGACGACGUGUACUGCGAGCUGGCCGAAAGGCACAUCCACCAGAUCGUGCUUUUCCACCAGGCGGGCGAAGAGGCGGGUAAGGUGCGCAGGAUCACCAGCGAGGGCCGCGUCCUGGAGCAGCCGCUGGAGCCCAGCCUCAUCCCCAAGCUCAUGAGCUUCCUGAAGCUGGAGAAGGGCAAGUUUAGCAUGGUGCUGCUGAAGAAGACGCUGCAGGUGGAGGAGCGCUAUCCUUACCCGGUCAGGCUGGAGGCCAUGUACGAGGUUAUCGACCAGGGCCCUGUACGCCGCAUAGAGAAGAUAAGGCAGAAGGGUUUUGUCCAAAAAUGCAAGGCGUCUGGCGUCGAGGGCCAGGUGGUGGAGGAGGGGAACGAGGGGCACGGAGGAACAAGCAGGCCCAGCCCAGACGGAGAGAAGAGGAAAGAAGACCCAAGGAGAGCACACAUCCCUCCAACCAGAGACACACGAGUCAAGGUGAUGCGGAAACCUGCAGUCGCCAGCGCCACCGCCGCCGCGCCUCUGCCACCUGCUCCCACGCGCAGGGCCACCACCCUGUCCCCGGCUCCAGCCACAACAGCCACUCGGGUCACACCCCGGGUGGGAACAGUAGCAGCAAGGCCCACAACCACCACGCCCUUCCCCACCACGCAGAGGCCCUGGACCUCCCGUGCGCACACCCCCUCGGCCCCCCACAGGUCUCCUGCCACGUCCGAGGCAACCACGGCCAGGGCAACCUCCGUCUCGGAACAUCUCUACCCUCCAACCAAGAAAGAACAGCAGAGGGAGAGGCCUCAGGGCCCCAGGAGGCCUGGCAAGACCACCAGCUUUGAGAGCCUCACAGCUGCGCCGCCCACCGCCACCUCAGAGCCCAGCUCCAGGGCUGCAGAUCCUGGCCGUUUCCGGGACAACCACACGGACAGGCGGGAGCAUGGCCACCAGGACCCAAGCGUGGUGCCAGGGCCUCACAAGCCAGCAAAGGGGAAACCUCCCAAAAAGAAAACCCAGGACAAAAUCCUUAGCAAUGAGUAUGAGGACAAGUCUGACCUCGGCCGGUCCACCGCCUCUCAGCUGGAGGAGGACCUGCAGGGGGGCAGGAUUCCUCCCCCCAACGCCAAGGACUCCAAAAAGCAUGACAAGCUUGAGAAACCUGAGAAGGACAAGAAAAAAAAGAUAAAGAAUGAGAAAGCAGACAAGCUGCUCAAGAGCGAAAAAUCCAUGAAGAAGGCUGAGAAAAAGAGCAAGCAGGAGAAAGAGAAGAACAAGAAGAAGAAAGGGGGCAAGAGUGAGCAGGGGGGCUACCCCAAUCCCAGCCCCAAGCAGCCCCCGCAGAGUCCCCAGAAGUCAGCCGCUGACCUGCUGGGGUCCUUCGAAGGCAAGCGAAGGCUCCUGCUGAUCACUGCUCCCAAGGCAGAGAACAACAUGUAUGUCCAACAGCGUGAUGAAUACUUGGAAAGUUUCUGCAAGAUGGCCACCAGAAAAAUCUCCGUGAUCACCAUUUUCGGUCCUGUCAGCAACAGCACCAUGAAAAUCGACCACUUCCAGCUAGAUAAUGAAAAGCCUAUGCGUGUGGUGGAUGAUGAGGACUUGGUAGACCAACACCUUAUCAGUGACCUGAGAAAAGAGUAUGGAAUGACCUACAAUGACUUCUUUAUGGUGUUGACAGAUGUGGAUCUAAGAGUCAAGCAAUACUAUGAGGUGCCAAUAGCAAUGAAGUCUGUGUUUGAUCUGAUUGAUACUUUCCAAUCUCGAAUCAAAGAUAUGGAGAAGCAAAAGAAGGAGGGCAUUGUUUGCAAGGAUGACAAGAAGCAGUCUCUGGAGAACUUCCUAUCCAGGUUCCGGUGGAGGAGACGCUUGCUGGUGAUCUCUGCCCCCAACGAUGACGACUGGGCCUAUUCACAGCAGCUCUCUGCCCUCAGCGGUCAGGCAUGCAAUUUUGGUCUCCGCCAUAUAACCAUUCUGAAGCUUUUGGGCGUUGGAGAUGAAGUUGGGGGAGUUUUAGAACUGUUUCCAAUUAACGGAAGCUCAGUUGUUGAGAGAGAAGAUGUGCCAGCCCACUUGGUGAAAGACAUACGUAACUAUUUUCAAGUGAGCCCUGAGUACUUCUCCAUGCUUCUAGUUGGAAAAGAUGGAAAUGUCAAAUCCUGGUAUCCUUCCCCAAUGUGGUCCAUGGUGAUUGUGUAUGAUUUAAUUGAUUCCAUGCAACUUCGGAGACAGGAAAUGGCUAUUCAGCAGUCACUGGGGAUGCGCUGUCCGGAAGAUGAGUAUGCGGGCUAUGGUUACCAUAGUUACCACCAAGGAUACCAAGAUGGUUAUCAGGAUGACUACCGCCACCACGAGAGUUACCACCAUGGAUACCCUUACUGAGCGGAAGUGUGUAACCUUAGCUCUGGCCAGUGUCCCCUGCAGCUGCUGACUCCACAUGUGGCCAGCUACAUCAAGUUCUACAUUGCCUACAUUCCCUGCCUGUUCCUUUCAGUGUUCUUCCACAAUUCAAUAAAUAGCAAACUUUCGCCUACA